Anopheles funestus (African malaria mosquito) is the source of this 1184-nucleotide messenger RNA. RefSeq lists its product as uncharacterized. NCBI's taxonomy places the organism in Eukaryota, Metazoa, Arthropoda, Insecta, Diptera, Culicidae. The transcript is spliced from 2 exons. The coding region runs from base 454 to 1053 and encodes 199 amino acids. The record is from RefSeq and is a predicted model, not a curated record.
GUGUGAUUACUAAAAAUACAAAGGUCAAUUAGUACAUAUUAUACCCUUGCAGUAAAAUUCACGCAUUGUUGGAGUGUUUUACACGUUCUAUAAACUCUAUUGCCACAAAGUGAAUGUUCAACCAAAAUGUAAUGUUAGUAUGAUACGACCUCUAGAUAAAUGUAGCGAAGCAUGAAAUCGGAAGCUCGUAAAUCAAACAUUCUCUUCCUCCAAUUAUAUACCACAUCUACUUUUAUUCGGCAUUAUAACUAACCGAUCACCAAUGCCGCCAGGCCUUUCUUCGUAAUUUAAAAAAAAAACUAAUAAAACUGACCUUCUGUGCGAAAAUUUUGGCAUACACCACUAAUAUUUUUCACGGAAUCUGUUUCAUAUUUAAGCCCAAGAAAAACUUUAAACCAGUAUCAGUCGAAUUGAAGUGAUCAUCAGCAACAAAGGCACACAGCAAAUACUAUUAUGAAGGUCUUCAUUGCAAUCGCCGUCCUGGCUCUGGCCGCUGUCUCCAACGGAUCUUACCUGCCAGCUGUGCAGUCAGUCCUACCGUACUCCUACAACUCUGGACUCUAUGGACUGGGUCUGAACUCGUACGAUGGUCUGGGUCACUACUCCGAGCUUGCUGGACUAGGAUAUUCCUCCGUGUUGGAUAAUGGACUGUCCUACCCAUACUCGGCCGCUCUUCCGUACUCUGUCUACAACAACGGUCUGUACGGAGGAUACUACGACGCCAAGUACGCUCCAACUGUGGUCCAGGCUAACGUGAACGCUCUGAACACCGUGAAUCCAUUGGGACUGUAUGGAGGAUACUAUGGAGCUAAAUAUGCCCCGACUGUGGUCCAGGCUAACGUGAACGCUCUGAAGACGGUCAGUCCGCUGGGUCUGUAUGGAGGAUACGGUGUGGAAAACGGAUACGGUCUGAGUCACGGAUAUGGCUACGGAUACAACAACUACCUCCCAGUCCAGGCCCAUGCUGCGAAGUACGUUGCAGCCAACCCGGGAGCCGUCCAUGUGGCCCCUCUACCAGGACAUCUAGUCAACCAGAAGUCGAUUGUGGCAUAAAUGAAUGUGAUAAUGAUGAACUUUCUAAUGAAAUGUAAAUAAAACAACCGUGUUGUUGAAAGCAUGUUUGUUGCACAUUCCUUUAACUUUAAAACCAUAUACGUUGAUAUUUUUGAAAAACAUGUGUAACU